Messenger RNA from Xyrichtys novacula (pearly razorfish), 9697 nucleotides. Lineage: Eukaryota; Metazoa; Chordata; Actinopteri; Labriformes; Labridae. The record is from the annotation of a GenBank genome assembly.
UGGGGUAUCGUCGAAGUUCGAAGUUCAUACGUUACAGUAAAAAUAGGGUAGUCGCUGGCUGGCUGGCUGUGUGUUCGUUGGGAAUUACAAACAGCUCGGUGGCCACAGAACUCAGUGACAACCGGCAGGGGAAACCGAAAAUGGCCCUCAGCUGAACGGCCUCUGCUCUUGCCCUCCUGUCGGCGGAUUUAUAGACCCACGGCUAGCUGGGUGCUAACGUUAGCACGCUAGCUCGCCUUAGAGCUCAUAGCAACUGCUGCUAGCUAACGUCAGUGGACUGGUACUCUUUACACUUGCAGCUAUGUUCGUCCAGGAGGAGAAGAUUUUCGCCGGGAAAGUGUUGAAAAUACACAUCUGCACCAUGGACGGCACGGAGUGGCUGGAAGAGGUGACGGAAGACACCACUGUUGACAAACUGAAGGAGAAGUGCUUGAAACAUGUAGGUGUUUGGGUUGUUUGUGUCUCCCUGGUUGCCUUUUUUUGUCCUGUCACUCCUGAGCCGGGGGUGUUUGCAGUCUCCGUGCCCUCUCUUUAAACUGUCAGUGUCACUGGGUUUGUAUUUUUAGUAACUGGGUAGACUCUGCUAUUUAUAAUUGAGCAGGGUGGCUGCCCCUCUGAAACCAGCUAACAGCACAGCUCUCCCCCUUUCCUGUAAGCAGAGACUAUACAUAUAGGCAUGCUGCUUUAAGUUACUGACACCCUAUAAUUACACAGCUCAUCUCUUUCUCCUUCUAUGGCAUCUGUGGUAUUAAGUCUACUUGAAGCUGUUUUUACUGACAACAUGAGAAAUAUACAAACAAUCGGAUAUUUUAUGAUCCAUCAAACACAAGCAGCAUAAUGUGAAAGUCCAGAUUUAAUCAUCAUGGAGCACUUCAUCAUGUUUUAUGGUAUAGCUUUUUGCUUUAUUCUCACUUUUUAAUUGAUAAGAUGGGUUGAGCAAAAAUGUAUUUAAAAGAAAGCCAGUCAUAAUUCGGGUUUCUGUUUCUGUGCUUGACUUAAAAAAAGUUCAUAUCCUAAACAUAAAGUAUGAAUUUUAACUUUUUCAAAAGAUAUCCAGCAAUGCUAAUAAAUCUCCUAUCACUUCAAAUUAUUACAGCAUAACCGCAUUUUUAGCAUAAACAACCGUCUCAAUAUUACUGUGAUUCUUCUGAUCUUGCACCUUUUGUCGGAUAGAGAGCAUUGUUUAAAGGUGAUAAAUUUAAUCAUCUUUUAAAGCUUAUUAAAGUAGUUGGCAGAUGACAUAAUGAUGAAAAUAACUUUGAGCUAAAUCUCUGUCAGGCUGCACAGUAUAGGAAAACACAAACAUCACAGCUUGUUUUCUUUUAAAUACAGGAAGCCAUAUAAGUGGUGUGUUUUUUAAUUACUACAGUUCUCAUUGAUGUCACAAUAUUGAAAAACAGGGUGGCACAUCCCCCCACCCCCACAUCGUGCCAAAACAGAGUGACAGAUUUGCUGAUAAACUAAGUUUAGAAGAAAAAAAGAUAUCGGCUGUGUCCGAAAUGGAUCCCUAACCCCUAUAUAGGUAACUACAUGGGGGUUAGCGCCAUUUUGAGGGGUGUCCAAAACCUUAGUGAUCAAUUCCAGUGCCCUAUAUAGGCGACUCAAAAUUUCCCAUAAAGCAUUGCAAAAUGUAGCGACCAUCUGAUGGUUACUCGCCGGUGGUGGGCAUCCUGUCAUGCAUUGCGUCAUGCCAUGUAGUGUCUGAAACCUCCAGUGAUUGAGUCCACCACAUAGUCAGCUAUAUAGUGAAAUCCCAUAUGGAGGUUAGGGGUUAGGGAUUCAUUUCGGAGACAGCCUUAGUGUCACAAACUAUGAAAGAAAGUACUGUUGGUUUAUGAUUGUAUAUGCACACAUAGAAAAUUUGUUUAAGUUCAUCAGACUGAUUAUUGAUAUUAUUUAGGCUGAUAUCUGUGCACAUGAGGGCAGUUUAAAAAAAUAAGCAAACAACAUCUGCAGUUGAUGCAAAGAACCUCAUCAGUGAUUUGAUUUUGAUUUUGAUUUUAUUAAGAUCCCCAUUAGCUGUUACACUAGGUGGCAGCUACUGUCCCUGGGGUCCAUUAAAAACAAUAAAAUGAACAAUUACAUCAAUUAAAAAUAUUAAUAGUCAUAAUAAUGAAAAAGAAAAAAAAGUCAUAACAACAAAACACUUGCAAAAUCAAUACAAAACCAUAAUACCAAUAACAACAAAAUAAUACUUAUAAGAAGUCAGAUAUAACAACCCUGUAAAACUUAAAAAUAUUCAUGGACAGGGAAUCUGAACUGACCAUAAUCAUUGCCUGCAGUCACUUGAUAGAUGAUGGUGUCUGAGCAGGCUGUGCAAUCAAUGUGAAUGAUUUCCUUUUUUUUAAUAUGUGUGUUUGUUCACUCAAAUUUGGCUUGUAGUCAAAUCUGUCAUCAAACUGAAACAAACAUAAUUGACUGAGAGAGCGUUUUGGAAAGGUAGUAGAAAGGUUAGUUUUCAGUUCCAGGCCUGUUACAAUUACCAUGCACUCUGCUAUAAAUGAUUGCCUACAUUUCCUGGGCUCCUAUUUUUCCAUCCUAAUUCACGCCAUAUUUAACUUAAAGCGGUAAGUGUUUACUGAAAUUUUGAUGUUAUAGAAUAAUGCUGUUUGAUAUUGCUUCUGACAUAAAUAUCUGUCAUAUUCUGAGUCUACAGUAUAUCCUGAACUUAUAAAUUGAUGAAAAACAAACCUUACUGUAGUGUGCAUGGACUAACAGAGUUGCGCACAACUUGUUUUUCAUUUGUUAUGAUAUAAUUGUAGUGUUUUGUUAAAUGCAUAAAAACAUCAAUGUGUUAUCAACAUCAUUUAUCAGCCAUCAGCUCUCCUGCUCUCUAAUGAACAGUAUUAGCAUCAGCUAUUGAAAUCCUCUUAUCCUAAGAUCCUCUUAUUGCUAUAUCAAUAAAUUUGUACUGUAUUGUGCAGCUCUAAUCCCCACAGUUUAUGGUUUGUUCUGAGAUGCUUUGUUUUUGUUGACAGUACAUGCAUGGAAGCCUAGAAGACCCUAAAACCCUCACACACCAUAAACUCAUACAUGCUGCUACAGAGAGAGUCCUCACUGACACCAAAACUGUUGCAGAUGAAAACCUCAAAGAUAAAGGUAUUUGAAACAAUGAAAGCUUUACAAUGAUAUUUAGGAGCCUCCACCGUCUACAUAAACUGAAUAUGUUUCCUUUGUGUUGCAGAGGUUUUGCUGCUUAUAAAGAAAAGACCACCACCGACCCCUCCAGCAAUGGCAGAAGUUAGUUCAGACGAAAAAGUAAGAUCAUCCAAAAGCUUUACCAAUCAAGAUGUUUCCUGACCAUUGUUUCAAAACUCUCUCAUCAGCCUGCUUUUAAUCAUCUCUUUACAUUGUUAUAGAAGAAACAAGAAAACAAGGCUCCGGAUAAAGAUGCGAUUCUAAAAGCCACCGCCAGCCUGUCUACACGCCACACUGACCGCACUGUUACCCAGCAUAACAUCAGAGAUGUAAGUUUAUUGCAGAAUCACAGAACACAUGAAGAGCUAAAAUCUAACAUACAUGCUUUACAAUAUCAGCGAUACUGUUGACUUGGAUUGGGUGUCUGUUUUCCCAGUUUCAGACGGAGCUCAGAAAAAUCCUGGUUUCCCUCAUUGAAGUCGCCCAGAAGCUUCUCGCCUUGAACCCUGAUGCUGUAGAACUCUUCAAAAAGGCAAACGGUGAAUCCUACAAUCCCUUCAAACUCUACAUCAGUGCUCCCAGUGUCAGACAGGAAGAUAACAGUAUUGGGUUUGACUUGUAUGAGACAAAGACUUCCUUGGCUGAAGUGGACUGAGUCCUUUUUCCCUGUCAGGCGAAAUCAGAAAGCCUGUUUUAUUUUAAAACUCUGACAACAUUCAAUAUGACAACCAGUAUAUUGAACUGUGCUGCUGCUGCUGGCAUUAAAGAACAUCAUGAUCAUUGAUUGGGACACUUAACACAUAUCCUCAAAUCCUAUUUUCAGUUCACUGAUCUCUUUGUGUCUCAUUUUUUGCAGCAAUGUUAGAUGAAGAUGAAGAGGAUCGGGUAGAUGAAACAGCACUUCAGCAGCUCACAGAGAUGGGUUUCCCUGAGAGCAGAGCCAUCAAAGCUCUCAGAUUAAACCAGUAAGUUUGUGUUGCUGUGAAAACAACUCACUGGAAAUAAGUCUGUUUAUCUAGGAUUUGUCUAAAGCAAUUAUUCUUCUAAAACAAACUGAUACUUGAAAACCUCCAAGAAAUUAAUCUUCCUGCUGGACGUUACAGUUGGCCCUUAACAGAAGCCUCCUUCUUAUCUCUUUGCAGCAUGUCAGUGACACAGGCUAUGGAGUGGCUUAUUGAGCAUGUAGAUGACCCCUCUGUAGACUCACCACUACCAGGCCCGGACUCCUCUGGAGCAGCAGGAGCUGCUGCAGCCGCCACUACAGCCCCCUCAGCUUCAUCCUCAGCUUCAGCCUCUGCCUCAGCCUCUGCCUCAGCAGCAGCGUCAGGCUCAUCCUCCACCCCUCGCCUCCUCCGCAGUCUCUCCAGCCAGUCUAGCACAGAGGAAAGCAGCCGGCAGGACGAGCUCACAGAAAUCUUUAAGAGGAUCCGUAGGAAACGGGAGUUCAGACCAGACUCAAGAGUGAGCCACAUUGUCCAGUGAAUUCCUUAGGACUCAGUUUUAUUGGCCUGUGAAAGUGUAGAAAUCUGAAAAUGUUAACUUUAAUUGAUUUAGCAUGUUAAGAUAUUACCUCUCCUAUCUUUCCUUUGUACUUGUUUGGUUGUUUUUAUUUUGACGCUGUUUAUUCUUCACAUUUAAGAGAAAGCACAGAUGCAGCAAAUAAUUAUUUCUGCCCAGAAGAAGUCUUGAAUAAUCUUGAGCUGCCUGCACAGUUGUAACUGUAAAAUGCCCUUUUCUACUUCGUCUGAGUCAGUUUUACAAUAUAGAUGAAAGAAACAGAGGACCAGAGAGAGCCUUUUAGACACAGAGAGUACUGAAACAUGCACUAGUGGGUAUAAAGUGUAAUGGCUUCAGUGACAGAAUUUCUCCUCUCUCUCAUUGUACCUCAGCUUCCAGAGGAAGAAGGCUCCCCUGUAUUUCUAAAAAUAGAAAACUGAUUAAAACAUCCUCUUCCAGCACAGCAUACUGCAGGUUGAGUGGCUCCAACUGUUUCAUCUGCUGUGCACAAAUUACAUUUUUUUCCUCCUUUAAGACACCUGCCGAGCUCCACAGACUGUGACAGUGUUUGUUGUGAUAAUUGAACAGGGACGUUUUAAACUGAGCACACACUGUCUUCCUUCUUUGAUUCUGCAGGCUGUUAUUGCAUUGAUGGAGAUGGGGUUUGAUGAAAAGGAGGUGAUUGAUGCUCUGAGGGUGAAUAACAACCAACAGGAUGCUGCAGUAAGUGCACACGUCUACCGGAGCAGUCUUUGCUAACAAUGGCGGAUUUGACAAAUGGCCAAGACAUUUAUUUUAUUUUUAUUUGUUUAUUUGCACUACUUAAAAACAACAAAAACAACAACAAUACAAGCAAAAUACAACAAAACAUGUGCGGGUGAGGUAGAAACCCAUUUUGGGCUUAUUUUAAACCUCUCCUAUAAAGCAAUAACACAAUUUACAGAGUAAAGCAGACAAUAUAUAUAUAUAUAUACAUAUAUAUAUAUAUAAUUAUUUAUAUAUUUAUAACAUUAUACAAAAUAAUAUAGAGUAGCAUAAAACACACAAAGUGAACCAAUUCCAAAAAAAUAAUAGUUUAAAAUAUCAAAAUAAUGAUAAAGAAACAAAAACAAAAAAAAACAAAUAAAAACACAAAAAAACAAGGAGAAAGAACAAAACAAAAAACGAAAGCAAAUGAAAACAAAUUAACAUCAAUUACAGAAGUGAAAAUAAAGCCCUCAUAGGUCAAUUUCUCGUUCUGACCUGUAAAAAUAAAAGGGAUUUAACCUGUUGUAAUUUAAGAGUAGCUUUCCAAAGAGACUGUGGGGGCCAAAGCCUUAAAAAGAAAUUCCUAACCCUGCAUGCUGACCUCCAUUAAGAUGAAAAAUAAGAUUUACAGAAAUAAGAUUUUAAUCAUGAAAGUUAUUUUGGCUUUAUGCUGUGUGUCCUUGUCCUGCAGUGUGAAUGGCUGUUGGGAGACAGGAAACCUUCUCCAGAGGAUAUGGACAAAGGCAUCGACACCAACAGCCCGCUGUUCCAGGCCAUCCUGGAGAAUCCAGUGGUCCAGCUGGGUUUAACCAAUCCCAAGACUCUGCUAGGUACAGUCUCAUCUAAUGCAACAAAGAUUCCAGGUUAAAAUCUGAGAAAUCCUAGUGUUAUUCUGCAGCUUUUAGGAAAUUGUUUGUGUAGGUAGAAUGUGGAAACAAACAUAAAAAAAUAAGUUAUUUAGUGAAUGCAGUUUACACUUUUAUCUAGAAAAAAGUGUUGUUUCAAUCCAGAAGCACUUUUAAUUUGUCCCAGAAAAGCAACACUGCUUUCUUGCUCCAGCGUGCAUAUUUGAACAAAGCCAAAGAAUAUAAGACAAAUAAGUAUUUGACCAUGUCUUUAAUAAGACGAUUAUACUAAUUUGCAGCUCCAUCUCCUUCUAUUGUGAAGAGUGAAGCCACAUUACCGCUUUGUUACUGCCUGGUGGAGAAAAGACAUGAGCAGAAGCAAUCUGACAGAUGUCACACCCCUUCUGUUAAAUGAUAAAGUGACAUACUGUUAAAAUCAACAGCAGAACUGAUUCCUGUGUUGAUAUCAAGUGGACACUUGUGGUUAUAGAGAGACUCCUGUGUUAGGUCGCAUUCACACCAGAACUCUUUGGUUCCCUUUGAACAAACCCUGCUCCAUUUUCCUGGGUACUCUGGCUCAUUUGGAGUGGUGUGAAAGCUCAACUGAACCCUGGUCUGCUUGAAAAUGGGGAUCUUGGUUUUUCAGGGUGCGUUUUGAACAAAAGCAACUGGGACUUUUAUUUCCAGGAACCUAUCUUUAAGGGACUCAAUGGUCACUGGAGUCUGCGUUUUUACUGGGGGCCUGAAAGUCCUGGUUACAUAAUGCGAAUCAGGCCACAGACAUUCAGGGAUAGUGACUGGAAAUAAGUUGACUGCACAGUUUUUUAUUCAAAUAUCUACUGAUUUUUUUUAAACAUUUUUUACUUUGGGGCAAGUGGGAUUUAAAACCUAUACUGCAGCCAGUCACUAGAUGGAGCCGCUCACUUAGGACAGCCCAACAGCAGCCUUGGCUUCACUCGGAGUAGCAGUUGAGUAUGUGUGCAGCUGUGAAAUAAUGGUCUUUUUUAACCCUUGUGCCUUGUCUCUUCGGCUGCAGCAUUUGAAGACAUGCUGGAAAAUCCUUUGAACAGCACCCAGUGGAUGAACGACCCAGAAACCGGCCCUGUCAUGCUCCAAAUAUCCAGAAUCUUCCAGACCCUCAAUCGCACAUAGAGCCACCUGGUGACUUCCCUUGUGUGACUGUGGCAGCUUGUGCGUGCGUGUGUGUGUGCAAGUGUGCAAGUGUGUGAGACCUUAAUGGGAUUUAUGAAUGUGUAUGUAACUGGGCGUGGCAGAGACACAAGUAUUGUUUUUGCCUUGUAAAGACAGAGCCGACAGGGGUCUGAGUAUGAAAUAAGAUGUUCUACAUAUAACUAUUUAUAACAGAACAGUAAAAACACUUAUACAAAUGUUAACAUAAGCAUUAUUAUUAUGACAGUAAUAAUAAAAAACAAGGUUUAGUAUGUUGUUUUUACAUUUUAAUGAGAACAAUUUAUAGUUAUGACAGACAUGAUUUAUUUUCUAUAAUUUCUCCAUGUGCAAAAAGACAUCAAACAUCAAUUUAAUGUUUACACUUCAAAGGAAACUGUUUUGUAUGUUUUGCAAUAUUUAAAUAUCAAUUACAGUUCUGUGUCUGUCUCUUUAACUUGUGUCACUUUAUCAGCGGUAAAUGUGUGGACGUCCUCAGUCACUUUCAUGUUGCUUUUUUCCUUACUCCUUUUUGUCUUGUUUCUGUCCUCAUACCUGUGUGUAACCGGCAGGCUGAUGGUCACAGGUGAGUGUCAGGCGAGUUUAAAAUCAGCUUCAGACACGUCCACUCUGUGUCAGUUCAUACCUGUGAGGUCACUGUAAGCCAGCCGUUUCAAGAGAACAUUUGUCCUUAAGCCUCUUCAAGAAUAUUUAUUUGACUUUCUUGCCUUCUUAGACAAAAGCUGUACACUAAACUGUUUGUGUCUUAGUCAUGUUUUUACAAGGAAACUAUAUAGUAGGCCUGUGUGUUUAUUGUCAAUGUGUUUUUGAAUGUCAUAUAUUCAUGUUGCUCUCACUUAGCACUUGUUCACCUCUGUGAAUAUCACUCACUGCAGCACUGAGGAAGUUCAAAGAAGGGUUUGUGUUUCUGUCUCUCGAGGCUGUAGUGAGACAUUAAGUGAAGCCGAGCCUAAUCAAAAGAGGGUUCGCCUUCAUAACCUUUCAUUUGGAUGAUGAAGAUCCAAGCUCACUCAUGCGGAGGGUGUUUGAACGUCUUCAUUCAUACAAAGAAAUAAUAGUUUAAGACAAGCCGGUGUUUGUGUUUUUGUUUACUUUUUCUUUUCUUUCCUUUUUUUUUUUUUUUUUUACUUUGGAGAGCAAUGAACAUUUAUGCUGUCAAACCAAAUCAAAAUGUCACUCUAUAUAUAACCUGCCUUGUCAUUAGAUGUACCCAUCGACAAAUACCCUCUAUUUCUGUGCAAUAGCAAGGUCUUCUGUUAACCCGUAAAGAAAUAUAUUUGAUUUGAGUGUUCUGAGGUGUGUGGUUAGCAUUGGGGUUGUUUGAUACACAAUAUUAGCCUUUGCAUUGAGUACUUACAACUCCUGGUUGUACCCAGAGUUAGAAACAAAACAGAGGGCGGUGUGUUUUGCCAAGCUUUUUGAGUGUUUUUAUUCAAUAUUUAAAAUGUGGUAUUGAUGUGACUUUCUGCUCAGGGAGGCUGAGAUUGUUUUUCUAAACCUGUUGUUAUGGCAAACCUCUGCUCACCCCAGUCUUGUUCGGCAUUUGGAAAAAAUGGCUUUAACCAAUCAGUGUAAAACUUUGCUUAUGAAUAAGCACCACAGGACAUGGUUUCGUAAAUGCAAUAUUUGGAAAUAUUUAAAUGUUUUUAGAGAGAAGUGUCUGUUUAAACAAUGUAUUAUUACAUUAUUUAUAUUGAAGCCAAACUAGUAACUUGUUCUUAUUUAUAACAUUUUUAGCAAACCUCAAAGCUGAUCUACAAAUGUGAAAAAAUUCAAUGAUUCAAAUGUUGUUUUUACAAACCAUUAUUAAAAUGUGCUGAUGGACUGGUAGGUCGCCAUGUAAGUUUAAGUCUGAAGGAGGACUUCUGCGUGUGUCUCCGCACACUUUCUGCACUGCAGUGGACUUUUCAUCAUAACCGCAGUGACCAGCUGUCUCACCACCUCCAUGCUUUGCAUCAGCAUGUGUUAAAAAAAUAAUUUUUUAAAGCUGUCCUGUCAUAUCUUGAAGCAAACAUUGGGAGAUGGAAUUUUUAAAGAAGAAAAAACAAGCCCACAGGAAAUGCAGACAGCUUUCAGAACAGAGAAGAACAAAACUCAUGUUGUCGCUUGGGGACGCUGGAUAUUGUUGGAGUCACAGGCUACUGUUUUCACUCGGCUUUCAUGCAGGACUGUCCCAGAUUUACAACCUAUGCAAUAUUCUUUCACAGUCUGUUCAUCCAAACAGCCUUAUGGCUACUGGCAUCUAAAUCACUAUUGCAUUAAAGUUAUUUUUUGUGGCUGUA